This is a messenger RNA of Ectocarpus sp. CCAP 1310/34, 1795 nucleotides long. NCBI's taxonomy places the organism in Eukaryota, Phaeophyceae, Ectocarpales, Ectocarpaceae. The record is from the annotation of a GenBank genome assembly.
UCGCUGGUGAGACGCGCAUCUUUUCCACUCUCCUCUAGUAAAGCCCCAAACCAAACCCCCCUUGGCGCCUAGAAAAGGGAACGAGAUUCAGGAUGAACAUGAUGACGAUGCCGCUGGCGGGGAUGGAGCCGAGACUCAAGGCCGAGCCGUUCGAUCGUGAGGAGGCGGAGGAGAGAGCAUUUAGGAUGCUCAGCGAAGGCGAGCUCUUCUACGUCGAGACCGAUGUCAUGCACGACGGCUCCCUCGACCCGGCCCGGCAUGACCACAGCCACCUGGGGGGCGUCUCUCUCGAAACCAUCACUGCCGCGCGGCACCUACUGGAAGAACCCUCAACGAGGGGGCCCAGCUCGGUCGAGACCGAGGCGACUUCGAGGACGUCCAGCCAAGACACGGCCGAGAACGAAUGCAAGGGCUGGGAGCAGCAGGAAGGGCACGCCUACCGGCAGCCGGUGGGGGCGGCGGGGGCUCCGGCGUCAGCGGCUGAAAAGAGCAACGUAGAGCCUUUCCACCCCGCCCACCGCAUCUCCUUGAAGGAGGCGCAGGAGUGGGACUUCUCCAAGAAGCUCGAGGACCUGGCCAGCGAGAGCCGGGGGCGCGAGAGGUCGUUCUCGGAGCCGCAGCUUUCGUCGCUGAGCCACAGCAACAACCAUCACUGGAAGGACGUCAACGAGAAGGCCGAAUGGUACAGACCGCAGAGAAAGCAGCAGCAGCAGCAGCAGCAGCAGCAGCGUCAGAUGGGGACCGUAAACGAGUGCUACUCCUCUACGGGGUGGGUCAUGCCCAAGACCAUGCCGUCCCCCCCGCAGCAGCAGCAGCGGCCGCCGCGCCGCCGCAACGGCGAGGCCUGCGCCGACGCGUGCGCGGCCCUGACGGAGGGGCUGCGGCGGGUGUGGAACUCGGUGUCCCCGGAGGAGCACGCCCACGGGAUCGGCACACUGAGGUCGUCGUCGAUUGCGAACAUGAGGGUACAACACAGCUCCAGGCACUUCGCCUCGUGCACGUCGACCAAGACCUUCGAGGUGUCCACCAACGAGCGGGACAAGGAAGCGCUCGAGAAGCUCGGAGUGGUGCCGGAUAUCAGCUACCACGUGGUGGGGACGCCGGCCUCCAUGACUUUCACGAUGCACAUCGCUGGGUACAGAGUGGUGUCGACGAUCCUGGGCAUGCAUGCGGAGUACGAGGUCCGCCUUAAGGGAGCCCGUCGCAGGUGGAGCAAGUGGCAGCGCUUCUCCAAGUUCAAGACAAUCGCCGCGUGCACCCAAGGAGACCCGGACGCGGCGGCCGCCUGGAGGCGGGUGCUGAGGGCCAAGCCUCACUACCGGUGCCUGAACCCGGACUACCUCGCGCACAAGUGCAACCUGCUGGAAACGUUCUUGCAGCAGGUCCUGUUCGCGAUGCCGACGCCGGCGCUUUUGAUCCACUUCGUCAGCCAGAAGAAUUGAGCAAAAAGAAGAUGAGACGUACGUGAAAUGUCCUGACCGACUUAAUGUUGGUUGGCUUCACCCUAGCUACAUGUCACCAGGCUCCAUUCUGGCGCGUUCGAAGCAAAGGCGGUGAUGUUUCCCCACGCGCCUACUUGCUGCACGAGGAGACGGUGCUUGCUGCUGCUGCUGCUACUUGAAUGGCGGCUGCUUUGACUCCGAGACGAUGUGGGACAGGGGUUCGGUCUGAUGGCUUUGGAAGCAACCUUGGGUGGGAAGGGACGCUGUGCCAUCACACGAAGGACUGUCGUUCUUUUGAGUCAAGAGUGUUAGGUGGGGUCCACCGUUUGGGCGUAAUCGCUGUUUCUAGCUUU